Pangasianodon hypophthalmus (striped catfish) is the source of this 7959-nucleotide messenger RNA. RefSeq names its product multiple epidermal growth factor-like domains protein 9. The record is from RefSeq and is a predicted model, not a curated record. Gene Ontology annotation, molecular function: extracellular matrix structural constituent. Gene Ontology annotation, cellular component: basement membrane. Gene Ontology annotation, biological process: axon guidance. The transcript has 6 exons. The coding region runs from base 304 to 1917 and encodes 537 amino acids. Lineage: Eukaryota; Metazoa; Chordata; Actinopteri; Siluriformes; Pangasiidae.
AGUUCAUUUAGGGAGCCAGUUUUGAAGCUCCUCAUCCGCGUGCUGUGAUUGGUCCAGAGGAACGUCUGUCUUCGAAAAUUCCGUCGCGUGCAGUCUGUGAUUGGCUGGCGGAGUGUUUGUAGUAGACGACUGCGAGAAGAACUGUCAGUAGUUGGAGUGGAACAGCAGAAACCGCGGUGUACGAGUUCUAAAGUAGAGACGUUCAUUGUCCCGGGGGUGACCUGACCGGGGCUAGGCUUUCACCAACCGGAUUUACUGUUACGACCUUUCACAUGGGGAGCUAAAGUGUGCGCUGUAUACAGAAUGUUAGUUUUUCCGGUGUUUGAGUUACUCUUGCUCGCGUGCGCGGCUGGCUGGUCUCGUGCACUCCGCUCACACGGCAGAAGCGUCGCGAGGCACGCGCGUGCCGUGUCGGAUAACCAGCUGGAGGUGUUUGGUACCACAACCAUCCCAAACCAUUUACCUGAGGAGAAGUUAGCACUGUUGACCUCAGCUCCAUUUCUCACAACUCCAGAGGACAGUAGUAGGACCACCACGGUGACAACCACGGUCGCUUCUUUACCCAAAACAAUGGCUCCAACGGUACAAAACUCGACAAAGCUAAACAUUUCACUAACAACUACUUUCACAUCUCCUACUUACCCACAAAACAUAACUACAGUGGCUACGACGGAUUUUACCACCACCACCACCACCAACAACAACAACAGUACACCCGAGCUUACCACCAAAAAAGGUCCUCAGUGUAACUGCAGCGCAGACGGCUCAGUGGACCCAGACAGAUGUGACCCACUCACCGGCAGCUGUAAAUGUUUGCAUGGCUAUUCAGGACUCCAUUGUGAGCAGUGUUACAGCGGCUAUUUCAGAAACCAUGCAGGUGGCUGCCAGCCGUGUGACUGUGACUCAUCCGGAGCAGCGGGGCCGCAGUGUGAUAGCUCAGGAGUGUGUCAGUGUAAAACGGGAGUGUACGGCGACAAGUGUGACGACUGCCGUCCGGGAUUCUUUAACUUCAGCAGCACAGGAUGCCAAGCGUGCCAAUGCAACAAUCACUCCAGCACCUGCGACAAACAAUCAGGCGUCUGUUUGAACUGCCAGGGAAACACCAGAGGUCCCAGCUGCACGGAUUGCAAACCAAACUUCUACCGGGAGCGUGGCUCCAGCCCGAGAAAGUCAUGCUUGCCCUGCCCCUGCUCGAGCGUCACCUCUUCAGGCAACUGCACACUCGACGCAGUUGGCCGGCCAGUGUGUGACCAGUGCAACCCUGAGUACGAGGGCUCCAACUGCGAGCACUGCAGAGAUGGAUACUACAACGCCGACAGUAUCUGCGUGCCAUGCGAAUGCAAUGGGAACGCUGAGCCAAGCAGCGCGCCCCGCGUCUGCCACCCAGACACCGGACACUGCCUGAAUUGCAGCUACAACACCACCGGUCCUCACUGCCAGCUCUGCGCCCCUGGUUUCACCGGAGACGCCCUUGCCAGGAACUGCACAGCCAUCGUGCCCACUACACCUGUGUACACUUCCACUAUGACCCCCAGCCCUAAUGUAACUGAUCAGCUCCCCACCUCGUCCACGGCGCUCCUCUCCAGCCUGACAAGCCCCACUGCCAACAGCACGUCUUCCCCUGAAGGACUUUCCUGGGCUCAGUUCAACGUAAUCGUGUUGGCUGUCAUCAUCACUCUGAUACUGGCACUGCUGGGAGCAGCAGGCGGCAUCUACACCUACCGUCAGUACCAGAACCGCAAGAUCAACGCACCCUUCUGGACAAUCGAGCUGAAGGAGGACAACAUCAGCUUCAGCAGCUACCACGACAGCCUGACCAAUGCGGACGCCUCGGGCCUGUUGGACGAUGAGGCGUGCGAGGCAGCCUCCAAUGGGCAGCUCACCCUCAACAGCCCGGGGAGUUUAUACAUGCCGUGACGUGAUCUUCAGUGAAUUAUGGUAGCAUAAUAUCGACUAAUCAAUUUGAGAUGCUAAUUAGAGAAUUGUGAUUCAAUCCUGUAUUUGGAAUUGCAUUUCUCUUUGUGAGUGUGCAUCAAUUAUUUGAGCAUUAAAUCAAAAUCUAUUGCACAAUGAUUGAGUGUAAAGAUGAAGUAAAAUUGCAAAAGGGCCUCUUAGUAUUUCCAUAAGGAAGAAACUGCUAUGAAAUUUGGCAAUUGACGUGUUUUGCAAUUGAAUUUCAGUUACAAAUUCAUGCACACCCAUACAGGAAAUGAAAUCAUAAAUAUGUGCAGGAAUUUGCAUUUUCUAGUUAGCAUUGUAAAUUUGAGUUAAGUCUUGAUUACACUGCCAUAACAAAGGGUUUUAUUUGUUUAACGUUCAGCUUAUGGUUGAGAAAAACGGACAUGCUUUGAUGCUUCUGGUUUUACAGGAAGUGUAGACACAUACAUGUGAAGAAAUGCACAAUGGAGGAUAAGGAAAGCGAGACCGCCUCCAUCGGACAGUCUCAGCAGCUCAGCCAGGUUUUACAGGGUGUGACUGUGGCACCCGGCACUCUGAACUUUUUAUUUAACUUUAACCGAGGUGUUGUGGGACCGGACAUGCACUGAUGCUUUAGAAUUUCCUGAAAAGCUACACACAAACAUAGACCUAAAGAUAAGGGAGAUGCAUAAAAGAGUUGCACAAAGGAGGAGAAGAUGUUGAGUGUUGUGCCAUGUGGUCGCAGGUACAAAAGCCACGUGUUAACACUGACGAUGGUACUCAGGCAUCCAUUUCCACGCAUACUGCGGUGACGUUGAGGCUGGGCCACUGCCUUAUGGGAUGGAAUAGAAACACAUGCAGUUCCUGAAGUAGGGGCAUGUCUACAUUACAUGAAUUUUACUAAUAAUAAUGACAAAAAAAUCAGAGUAAUGCUUAUUUUUUUUUGGAUGAAUUUAUGCUCUUUAUCACAGUUUAGUUCUGAAAAUAGAAUGUUGAGUAUAUAAGAAUGUACAAGAGGUGUUUUUAGUCGAAUCGAUUUAGCUUUGAAUCACUCCCCAUCUCAGCAAUUCCACAGGCGUGCCUGUAGAGGGCAGUAUUUAAUCAAUAGCUAAAAGCUCUCCAGCAGUGCUGGGCACCGCGCAUGCCACGUCUUACCUGCUAAUCUAAUAUGCACUACAUGAAGAGAAAGAACAGCAACUGUUCCUAUGUGGCACUACCGGCGGAUCAUAUAUGCUUUUUUUUUUUUUUUUUUUUUUUGAAGAAUAUACAAUUUUAUUUUUUUCCCCAGUUCCCCUGAGUGAACCUCAUGGCUGGCCAGUGAGCACUAGCUUCUCUGUUGCACUGCACACUGAUAUUAUUCAGGCGAUUUGUCUUGCAGUAAGUGAGGUUGCACUUGAAGGGAUUUUUUUUUUUUUUUUUUAAAUGAGUGACACCUCAGUUUCCUACUGUUAAUCACUGAAAGUCUCGAUUUGACUAAUUAGAAAUAGGUUUCGAAGCAUACAGGUGGAAGCACUCACAUGGAAAAAGUAUUGUGUCAUGAGUCAGACUGUCUGGCCAAGAAAAGCCAGGCUUGUUUGGCUAAAGCAACUUUUCAAAUUUUCUGCUCCUGAUAGAAUGAUUGAAGAAGUAAACACAUUUGUAGUGAGUAAGCUGAGUGGUUGAUGGGAAGAACGCCAAAAAGGAAAAACUUCAAAGGGACUGUUAUUAAGUAAAUUAAUUGAUUGAGGAAAUAACCUGAGCCAGAGCUAUAAAAGGAGAUGACUGAUGUGUGUGGUUUAAAAAAAAAAAAAAAAGUUCACUGUCAUGACAGCACAAGGGAACUGUUUGGUUUAGGCAGCUUUUAAGUGAAGCACUGAGCAGUGUGUACAUGACACCAUGUCCCAUCUUGCAUCUCCCACCACAUUAAAUAGCACUCUUCUCACAUUCAGGUUCUCCCUCACACCCAGGGUGUGGUCAUAAUGUAAAUACAUGUUGUACAUAGAAAUUACAUUGUAAAUAAAGAUGCUGCUAUUGUAUUGUAUAGGUACAAUAUGGGGGAGAUACUAUAUAUAUAUAUAUAUAUAUAUAUAUAUAUAUAUAUAUCACAGUAGAUUUCAGACCAUCUGAGUGACCAGAGAAAGGAUGGCCAAUUUUAUCUGGUCUUAGGCUUUGUGUUAAAGUGCAGAUCAUGCAACCAACCACACAACUAACUCUGUGAAUGAUUUCAAUAAAAUUUUUUGACCAAAUUGACUGUGUAUGGUGAUCACUGUACCAUGCAUGCGGUCACACGGUUGAGUUCAUAUUUGAGGUGCCAUUUAGCCCUUGUAAAUUCUUUCAGCAUUUGCAGCAACAAUAUCUCAUUUUUACAGAGUUUCUUUGCUGCCAGUGGCUGCAUUGUGCUCUUAAAUGUCUAACAGGGUUGGUUUUUAUAGCAUAGAAUUAUCAUUGUUAGGGUCCAUGCCAAUGGCAUAUGGUCAUUAAGGACUUUCUAACAAUGUACUUAAAAUUGAUUAAAAUUGAUUAAAGGGUUGUACAUUCAAAAUGACCUUUUGAAUUCAGUAAUAUCACAAUAUUAUUGAAAAGCAACAAAAAGAAAUGACAGAGCUUAUUUUUCUUCUUCCCAUGAUCUUCAGAAAAUUCGUGUCAAGUGAAUGGAACUAAAACCUACAUUUUUUAUAACAUGUAAUGGACGCCACACGGAAAAAGAUGUUUCAAGCAUGAGAUGUUAAAUGCAUUCACACAUUAAUGGAAAAAACAUAAUAUGAUUUUUGAAGUAUUUGAAUAAUUUUAUAGUUUAUAGUGCAAUGGGGCAGGCAAAAAUGCUGUUUCCUAAGUAGAUUUUGUAAGUUCUAUUUAGGUAAUAUUUUAAGUUAUUUACCUGAAAAAUGCACAUAUGUUGAAUAUUUUACCUAUAUUUAAAAUGUAUUUUACCUUUAGUUUACAUAUAUAUUCAUGAAUGUAAUAUCAGUGGGAACCAAAUGGCACCUCAAUCAUGGAAUCACCUACAUAAUCUUUUGAUUUCCUUUGUUCCUAUGUGUGUAUUUCAGUGAGUCUUUGUUACUUGAUGCAGCCAUUUCAUCUUAUCAGCCAUCAAUAUGUUAGAAACAGAGAUGAGAGAUUGUGAGUUUGAAUGCCACAACCAGCUGCUGUCAGGAGUUAAGGAAGCAACAUUGUCAGUGCUCUCCCUCCCCUGUCAAUCACAACGACACCGUUUGUGAGAGUAUGUAUGUAUGAAGAGUGCAGAUAGGACUUUCCUCUGUGUGUUAUAUGCUGCCCUGUAACGCAGAACGCGCAGCAGUUCAAAAAGACACUUUUGGCUGGAUUCAUGUGUCUCAGAGGAAGCACGUUAUGAUAGGGGAGAGCUGGCUGGUGGGUGAGAAUUAGCUGAUGACCAAAGGAAAAAUGUACAGUGCUGAGUGUCUAAUAAGGUUAUGUUCAGAGGCAGAAAGGAAUAUAGUCACAUCUGAAUCAAAUGUAUGCAAAGAAUGCUGCCUUCUGAGGUCCGUUUAUCUGGCCGAUAUUUUUUAAGGGAGCUUAGACACGUCAUUCACUGUCCUGUAUAUCUGAUGUGACUGUGUGUAUCAGCCAACCCAUUUAAAAACCACACUGAGGAAGGGGGGUGCAUUCUGUGCACAAAUAAGCUUUUUGUUUUUUGUGUUAAGUUUCCACUUCAAGCGAGAAAUGACAAUAAUGUCACAGAAUAUUUGUUCUGUUUUAUCCCAGUGAUACUUUAUUCAAUCUUGACUAACAGAUUUCAUGAGUAUGGUAAUGCCGGUAUCCUGGUAAUGUGGUGAAAAAUUCUUUCUUUGAAGCUGAUCACAAAUGGUGUCAGUGUCAGUGCACUGCCUUAUAAGAUGACUGACUUAUUAGACACAAGUAAAAUUCUGAAAUGUGAUUAGUCAGUAAUUCUAGUAAGGCAUUCAAGCUUCCCUUUCUCUGCAGUAUUGCACAAAACUGAUUUUGCAUCACCGUUAUGCAAUCUCAAAAAAUGAGUAGUCCUAACGUAACCUACCAGUAUAUUUAAAACAAAAUUAAUGCGUUUGUGUGUUAAUGUUUGUUACGCAUAGAUGGGUUAUCAACAGAUAGCAGACAGCAGUGUUUCUUAACGGUAAAUCAGAACUACGUGAUGUGAUUCUGAACAUGUUUUGAUAUAGACACUGUGGUGUGCAACAGAAAGCCACAAUGUCGUAUCGUCAUUCGUAAGUGAGAGUGUGGAAAGCUGUGAAACAGAUAUCAUAUCAGCAAUAUCAAAUAAUAUGUAUGUAGAAGUGAAUGAUGGUAAGCCAUAUGUACAAUCUGUCACUCUGCUCUUAAAUAAAAAAAACGUACAAUUUAAUAGCUAUAUUGUUGCCAUGUACUUAAUGUGACUAUCUUGAGCUAUCACGAGAAAUAGAAAUUGGAUUUAAAAUAUGAUUAUGUAAUCACUUUGAGUCCCAUGAUAAACUGGUGUCUAAUGUUGUAGUGGUCAGCUAGCUCAGCUUGGUGUUUUCCCGGCUCUAGUACUCCGCACUCUUAAGGGGCUUCAUAAUUAUCUGUAGUUUAUUCAUGACCCACUUCUACGUACAUGCAAUUACAUUUUGCUACUUAACAAUACUGACCAGACUUGGCACACAUGAUUGUGUGAAUGCUAGACCAGAUGUUGGACCAGAAUGAACAAAACUGAACUGCGUAGCUCUUAAUUUCACAAUUAAUUGUGAAUCUCAUCAUGGAUUAGGAAGUAGUAGAUUACCGUACCCAGUGAGAGUCAUUUUGGAUUAUACAAUAACAAUUGAAGUGGAAAAGAUGCAGACUCUGUUACUUAUUUCAGCAGAAAAUCACCCAACACCCCAUUUUUUUUUCUUCCGAUUGCAAAUGAAACUGUAGGUGACUGAAGUUACCUGAAAGUAGUGUGUGAAUCAUAAUAAAACACCUGCUCUAACUUCACACAACAGUACAUUAUUUGUCAUCAGUCAUCAUCAGUUUAUAUUGAGUGGGACUGCUACUUUUGUCAGUGACUGUGACCUUUUCGCCACUAGUUGUACUAAUCACGUCAUGUUUAGGCAAGUUAAGACAUGUCCCUUUGCCUUUAUAUCAGCACUUGCAUUAAGUCUCGGUUGUAUUGAGAGCAUCGAAAUUUACAGAAUGUAAGUGUAGAAGGAAGGAAGUUGAUUAAAAAUUAAUUCAUCCAUCUGGAAAUUAUAAUAAAUAUACACAUCCAGUGUAAUUGCAAACAUCUCAUUGAUCAAAAAUUGGCCUCGUGAAGUAUGCGCUUUAGCAUCCACUAUUGGUUGUUUCUGUAAUAUUCAAGGCAGUGGCAUAUUAGGCUUUCUUUCUUAGCAGAUUGAAUGUUUGUAUCUGUAGUUUACUCCCUCUUAUUGCGUUAAAUUCUAUAGUUAUUUACCAGACAGUUAUGGACUUGAUGCCGUGAUUUUUUCCACCCAAAAUACUCAGUACUAGAAAACUUAUUAAGUAGUUUUCACCACAUUACAGUACCAAAGAGAAUUGGCUGUUUUGUGUGUCAUUUUUAGCCCAAGUAAUUAUGAAUCUCAUCAUAGAUUCAUUUACGUGUCUCCUUGUUGCCAGCGAUAUCCUGGUAAUGUUUCGAUUAUUAAGCAAAUAGGGGCUGUUUUGUAUUUAGGUAUUACAUUUGCAUCUUCUUCUUUCAUCUUGAGUAAGCGCUUUAUCCUGAUCAGGGUUCCGGUGGAUCCGGAGUGUAUCCCGGGGACACAGGGCAGGAGGCUUGAAUACACUCUGAAUUGGACGCCAAUCCAUUCCAGAAUAAAAGAAUGUCGUUUCAGUCACAACUUCUGCUAGUAACAUGGUAUGUUAACAUACCAAGGAUUUGCUUGUGUUCUGUGGUAAACACUAAUGCAUUUAUAAGAUCACACUUCUUCUUCUUUUGGCUGCUCCCAUUAGGGGUUGCCACAGUGGAUCAUUAAUCUACAUAUUUGAUUUGGCACUUUUUUUUGUUUGUUUAAUGCCGGAUGCUCUUCCUGACGCUCAGUGUUAAUUGUCAAAAUUUUAAAAAUGUGCUCUGUAUUUGUUUCAUCAUAGAUUGAAUAAACAUUAAUCAUUGCAGGCGUA